AUUUUCAGAUUUCGCAUGUACGCAUUUCUUUGAAAAGUCCAGUUUGAAUUUUGAUGGCCGAUAAGAUUACACAUAUAACAGUUGCAUUGGGACGAUUAGAACAACAAUACGUAGAGCAUAAAGAAAAGUUCGAAAAAUGGAAAUUGAACAAUAUAGCACAGUGCGGUACGGAAACAUACAACAAAUAUGUGGAGGAGUUCAAUGAAUGGGAGAAAGGUGUCAAAGAACAGCAAAGACAACUGAUUGAGGAGCGUAAUAGUUUGAUCGCACCGCAAGAUUUAGAUACUACAUUAGAUGGUUUGUUGGCUCAGAUUUCACCGAAGGAUUUUAUUCUUGCCGUUGUGAUGAUGACCAGCAAAGAUCCUACGUUUUUCCCUGCAUUACUUUCUGCUCUACAGAAAGUUCAAGCAUAUGACGAAGCACGGCAAGCAAGUAUAUAUCAGGCAUAUGCAGCAUCAGCAGCGUCUUAUGCACCAGCAACGAAUCGUCAAUAUCCCUCUCAAAUUCAGUAUUCCAGUAUCAAAACAUUGCGAACCUCGAAUCCAUCUCAUCCAUAUGGUGCGAUGCGAUCUGAUGUCUUAAUCGACGUAACCAAGCGGUCAUAUGAUCGACUACUUGGAGCCACUAAGGGCGAUGAACUUAGUGCACGCAAAAGUUAUCGAGCUCCCUCACCAGUUCGUGAUUAUCGAAAUCCCUCAACAUUACCUUUCCGCGAUUUUAGUCAAACGUAGUAGUUAUUAGAAAAUGUUAUUAUCCACUUUAUUUAGUGCAUAUGGUGAUGAGAUCAAAUAUUAUGAUUAAAUGCCAAAUGAAAAAAGCCAGGAAAGAGUUUCAUGCUCAUAUGUUUGCAAAUUAAGUUGUGUGAUUGUAGUUUUUUUUGCUUGGUUUUUUCAUUUUUCAUACUAUAUUAUUCAUUGGUUGUAUUCUUAAAGUCUUUAUUUGACAACAGAUUGUGUUUUUGAACUCUUUACCUGUCCACCAGUUAUUUUAUAUAUAAAAUUAAAGCAUAUAUGUGAUAUUUUCUGUUUGAUCAAUAAUGUUCUUAUGUAAUAUACAUAUAUCGUAAUAUACAUGCAACCUUCUAACGUAAUAUAUAUGCA
Molecule: messenger RNA, 1100 nt
Organism: Loa loa (African eye worm)
Lineage: Eukaryota; Metazoa; Nematoda; Chromadorea; Rhabditida; Onchocercidae
Exons: 6
Coding region: 54-731 (225 amino acids)
Source: RefSeq, a predicted model, not a curated record